Ochotona curzoniae (black-lipped pika) is the source of this 1011-nucleotide messenger RNA. It is a transcript of the gene EDA2R, whose product is annotated as ectodysplasin A2 receptor. Bases 69 to 959 code for a protein of 296 amino acids. Gene Ontology annotation, cellular component: plasma membrane. Lineage: Eukaryota; Metazoa; Chordata; Mammalia; Lagomorpha; Ochotonidae. Gene Ontology annotation, biological process: positive regulation of JNK cascade; positive regulation of canonical NF-kappaB signal transduction; tumor necrosis factor-mediated signaling pathway. The record is from RefSeq and is a predicted model, not a curated record. Gene Ontology annotation, molecular function: protein binding; tumor necrosis factor receptor activity. The transcript has 7 exons.
CGUGGAUGGAAAUGAAAUGAGUCAAACACACUUCUAACUGCAACGGAUUUCAUCGACUCUUUUCCACCAUGGAUUGCCAAGAAAAUGAGUACUGGGACCAGUGGGGACGGUGUGUCACCUGCCUACAGUGUGGUCCUGGACAGGAGCUCUCCAAGGACUGUGGCUAUGGAGAGGGGGGAGAUGCCUACUGCACAGCCUGCCCUCCUCGCAGGUACAAAAGUAGCUGGGGCCACCACGGAUGUCAGAGUUGUAUCAACUGUGCGGUUAUCAAUCGUGUGCAAAAGGCCAACUGCACACCUACCUCUAAUGCUGUCUGUGGGGACUGUCUGCCCAGGUUCUACCGAAAGACACGCAUUGGAGGCCUACAGGACCAAGAGUGCAUCCCGUGCACGAAGCAGACCCCCACCUCUGAGGUUCAGUGUGCCUUCCAACUGAGCUUAGUGAAGGCAGAUGCACCCACAGUGCCCCCUCAGGAGGCUCCACUUGUUGCACUGGUGAGCAGUCUGCUAGUGCUGUUUACCCUGGCCUUCCUGGGGCUCUUCUUCCUCUACUGCAAGCAGUUCUUCAACAGACAUUGCCAGCGUGGAGUUUCGGUGCAGUUUGAGGCUGACGAGGCAGCAGAAGAGUCAUUCUUCCCCAAGCCACCUGGCCAGGAGACCAGCCCAGAGUCCCCAGUGAGUGAAAACAUCUCUGAGAGCCAGCCACUUAACCCCAUCCUGGAUGACGACUGCAGCUCGACUCGUGGCUUCCCCACACAGGAGUCCGUUACCAUGGCCUCUUGCGCUUCAGAGAGCCACUCCCAAUGGGUCCACACCCCCAUUGAAUGCACAGAAUUGGACCUGCAAAAGCUUUCCAGCUCUGCUUCCUAUACUGGAGCUGAGACGUUGGGGGGGAACGCAAACGAAAGCUCUGGAGACAGGCUGCAGCUCAAUGUGCCCUUUGAAGUUGCCAGCCCUUAACUCUACUGAGGUCUCUUGGGCUCCUGGAAGCCUUGUCCCUUCAUUCUCUUUG